Messenger RNA from Dichomitus squalens LYAD-421 SS1, 4887 nucleotides. RefSeq names its product P-loop containing nucleoside triphosphate hydrolase protein. Gene Ontology annotation, molecular function: ATP binding; RNA binding; oxidoreductase activity. The transcript has 14 exons. Gene Ontology annotation, cellular component: intracellular anatomical structure; catalytic step 2 spliceosome. Bases 7 to 4887 code for a protein of 1626 amino acids. The record is from RefSeq and is a predicted model, not a curated record. NCBI's taxonomy places the organism in Eukaryota, Fungi, Basidiomycota, Agaricomycetes, Polyporales, Polyporaceae.
GCCCUCAUGUCCGAUCUCGAACGCUACAUCAGCGACAAUGCUAUCAGGUUCUUUGGACUCUCAGACCGUAGUAUUGUGGACUAUGUUGUAGCGUCAGCAUCAUCCACCAAGUCCGCCGACGCCCUCUUCGCCUCGCUCAGCGCGUCCGGCCUCCCGAGCACACCAGAAGCGCAUCAGUUCGUGCAGGAGGUCUUCUCUCGGGUUCCACGCAAACACAAGCACAAGAAAACGUCUGACGCGUCUCACAAACAAGCCGAGCAGGAGGCGAAGGUGCUGCGGUCGCAGAAAUUCGGGUUCUUGCUGGACGAAGACGACGCUGGGGUGGUCGAGGCCGGUGGGUCGCGGGGCUCGGGCAAAAAGGAAAAGAAGGAGAAAAAGGAGAAGAAGGAGCGGCAUCUGCGCAAGAGGGAAGGGGACACGAGGGAGUGGGAGAGCGACGAGGAGGAGAAGGCGAGGAAGCGGCCAAGGCAGGACGACUAUGACGAGGGGUCGAGGCGGGACCGGGAGCGCGGUGGGGACAAGGAGGACGACGACAUGAACGUGGAAAUGCCUGAGGACGAGGAUGCGCGGCGGGAACGGGAGCGGCUGGAGGACCUGCGCGAGAGAGACGCAUUCGCAGAGCGUGUUCGGGAGCGGGACAAGGAGAAGACGAAGAAGGUGGUAGAGGAUCGAUCUUCGAAGAGCAGUGGCGCGGCGGCGGAGGCAGCGGAGCGACGUAGACUCGCGGACGACGCAGAAGCCCGCGACCGCGCAAUGCCCAACUUGCGGGAGCGCUCCCGACAGGAGUAUCUCACGAAGCGUGAGCUUCAGCAGAUCGAGCUGCUCAAGCGCGAGAUCGCGGACGACGAAGCACUGUUCCAUGGUAUGAAGAUGACGAAGAGGGAGAAGCGGGAGUUGGAGAAGAAAAAGGAACUAUUGCGAUUAGUAGAGGAACGGCUGAAGAUCAACGAUAAAUGGGAAGGGUACCAGCUGCCGGAGGACUACUUUACGGAACAGGGGAAGAUCGACAAGAAGAAGAAGGAGAGUGUCCUGUAUAGGCGUUACGAGGAGGCGAAGCCGAAGGACGACCAAUUCACAACGGAUGUCGACCAGUGGGAGGCCGCGCAGACACAACACAGUACGUUCAAGACCGGUGCCAUGGACAAGCAGGAACUCGUAGAUGACUACGAGUAUGUCUUCGACGAGAGUCAAACCAUCAAGUUCGUUCUAGAGUCCAAGCUUGACGGCGAGAACACAAUGAGUGCCGCGGACAGGUUACUACAGCAGCAGAUCGACGAGGCUGAGAAGCGAGCCAAGACCAUGGAUGAGACUCGGAAGUCCUUGCCCAUCUACCAGUAUCGCGAGCAGCUCCUCGACGCCAUCAAGGAACACCAGGUCCUUAUUGUCGUCGCAGAGACUGGCUCUGGGAAGACGACUCAGCUCCCCCAAUACCUUCACGAAGCUGGUUACACCGCAGGCGGCUUGAAGGUCGGCUGUACCCAGCCCCGUCGCGUUGCAGCGAUGUCCGUCGCAGCGCGUGUCGCUGAUGAGAUGGGAACGAAGGUCGGCUACGAGGUCGGUUAUUCCAUUCGUUUCGAGGAUUGUACGAGCGACAAGACGGUGCUCAAGUACAUGACCGACGGCAUGCUCCUGCGAGAGUUCCUCACGGAGCCGGACUUGGCGGGAUACUCAGCGCUAAUCAUUGACGAGGCGCACGAGAGGACACUAAGUACGGAUAUUCUUUUUGCUCUUGUUAAGGAUAUCGCGCGAUUUCGACCCGAGCUUCGGUUGCUCAUCUCAAGUGCCACGAUGGACGCCGAGAAGUUCUCCGAAUACUUCGAUAACGCCCCGGUCUUCUAUGGUGAAUCCGAACUUAACCUCAUGCGCGAGUGUCUGCUGACUCUAUGGUCAGUCCCUGGUCGUAGGUACCCCGUGGAUAUUCACUACACACCUCAACCAGAAGCCAACUAUCUGCAUGCGGCGAUCACCACCGUCUUCCAGAUCCACACGACACAACCUAGUGGUGAUAUCCUCGUCUUCCUUACGGGCCAGGACGAGAUUGAAGCUGCUCACGAGAACUUGCAGGAGACGGCUCGAGCACUGGGUAACAAGAUCAAGGAGCUCAUAAUCUGUCCGAUCUAUGCCAACUUGCCGAGUGACAUGCAGGCGAAGAUCUUCGAACCUACACCGGAGGGCGCGCGCAAGGUCGUGCUUGCGACGAACAUCGCCGAGACUUCUAUCACGAUCGACGGCGUCGUGUUCGUCAUCGACCCCGGCUUCGUGAAGCAGAACUCAUAUAAUCCUCGGACAGGAAUGUCAUCACUUGUGGUGGUUCCUUGCUCACGAGCCUCUGCCAACCAAAGAGCAGGUCGUGCCGGUCGUGUCGGUCCCGGAAAGGCCUUCCGCCUCUACACAAAGUGGGCCUACGCAAACGAACUCGAAGAAAACACGGUCCCGGAGAUCCAGCGGACGAAUCUGGGCAUGGUUGUCUUGCUACUCAAAUCCUUGGGUAUCAACGACCUCAUCGGCUUCGAGUUCAUGGACCCGCCUCCUGGCGAGACGCUCAUGCGUGCGCUGGAACUGCUUUAUGCGCUUGGUGCGCUGAACGACAGGGGAGAGCUCACGAAAUUGGGCCGUCGGAUGGCCGAGUUCCCCGUCGAUCCCAUGCUGUCAAAAGCCAUUAUCGCGAGCGAGCAGUACUCGUGCACAGACGAGGUUCUCACCAUCAUUUCCAUGCUCCAGGAGUCCUCCUCCCUUUUCUACCGCCCGAAGGACAAGAAGCUCCACGCCGACCAGGCGCGGCAAAACUUCGUCCGCGCGGGAGGCGACCACUUCACGCUCCUAAACGUGUGGGAGCAGUGGGCGGAGACGAACUACUCGCAGCAGUUCUGUUAUGAACAGUUCCUGCAGUUCAAGAGCUUGAGUCGUGCGCGAGAUAUCCGCGACCAGCUCGCCGGCCUGUGCGAACGCGUCGAGAUUGUCGUGGAGAGCAACCCGAACACGAACGACAUCACCCCGGUUCAGAAGGCGAUCACUGCUGGGUACUUCUACAACACGGCAACACUUCAGAAGAGCGGCGAUUCGUACCGGACGCUGAAGACGAACCAAACGGUGUAUAUUCACCCGUCUUCAAGUCUCUUCAACCACACGCCUCCUAUCAAGACUGUCCUCUACUAUGAGCUCGUCAUGACCUCCAAGUCGUAUAUGCGGCAGAUCAUGGAGAUCAAGCCCGCAUGGCUCAUGGAAGGCAAGUACUCCUGCAAGCAAUGCUUCUUCCGAACGGGCAAUGCUAAUCAACGUCUUGUCACGCUCACAGUCGCGCCACACUACUUCAAAGCGGCCGACCUGGAGCAGCUUGCGACAGGCGACCGGAAGAUGCCCAAGGCGAUGACUGGCAACCCCACCGCAUCUCCUCAACUUCCACCGACAAUCAGGCAAGGUAUCCUCAACCUACCAGGGACGACGCCUGAAGCGAAGCGCGUCGCCGAACGGGUCCUAGAGGAGGACCGGCACAAACAUCAUUGCUUCUAUGGCAGAGUCGGUUUCCACAACCACCUUAGCCACCAUCUCCUAGCAGUGUAUGACCUGGGUGCGCCUGCCGCGCUCCUGCAGAAGAUAUACGAUCGCGAGGCCGAGUCCCAGUCGGAUAUUGAGACUUGGGAACGAAAGAGCGGGAAGAUCGAGGCCGCACACGAGACGAUCACCAAUGAGAAUUGGACAAACUUCCUCGGGGACGAGAGGUACUAUCCGAGCUACCUCGAGUUCUUCACAAAGACUAUCGCCGGGCUUGGUGCGGGGCAAGUGCUUGAGAAAUACGUGUUCGCCCCUGCUGCAAACGGCAAUGAGGCGUAUAUGCUGCUGCGAUUCGUUGGAGGCGCGUUACACCCACUUAUUCAGACAGGGUACGGUGCCGAGUUUAGUAGCGACGCCAUGAUAGCGCAAGCUCUGGCCCAAACAGCGGUGCAUAACGCAUUUCACCCAGAGCUAUUCGACCUCAGCAACGCGCCUCCACCCUUGACGGUCCUCGACUACAAGGCGAGACGACCUACUCAUCGGCAGCCUCACAGGGGCUCUUCUUUGCUCCAUAUCCUCCGUCAAGCGUACGAUUCCGAAAUCAUGAAGCCCGUUAUGCCCUACGACCCUGAUGCGCUCCUGUCUGCCCGCUUCAAGUCCGCUUUCGAGGACGGCACACGCGUCAAGGAGAUCCGCCGUCUCUCAGCGCUCUGGCAGAUCGACGCCUCACGCGGCCAGCUCGAGUUUGACGAGAAGGUCGAGGAGCUCCUCUGGACGGCGACUCUCCUCCUCGUGGGCACCGGCAAACCUGGCCACAAGGCCCGCCUGGACUUCUUCCUGAUGCACUUGCUCAACGCGUCGCUCUUCGUGCCCUCGCUCCUCCAGGCGAUCCCCACGACCGAGUCAAAGGCGGCGUUGCUCCGCGCGAUCCCCCCAGUGCUCCUCGCGUACCUCACCAUCCGCGGACGGCCCAGGAUCGACCCGGGGCUGGCGAUGUCGUUCACCGAGUUUCCGCGCCCGCCGCCCAACGUGGACGUGGCGGAGUCACACGCAGAUGCCGUUGGGGACCCGCGUGACCCGAAGGACCAUAACCCGUGGCCGGUCAUCGUGUCCGACGUUCUCCACGCGCCCGACGCGCACACCGUCAAGGCUGUCCGUGCCCUCUACUACGCCGCGCAGAAGUACGGCCGCAUACCACCUGGAGAGGUCAUCGGAGCGUUCGACGCUGAAGGGAGGGAGACGCACCCGGGGAUCGCCAAGGUGGACGGGACGCUGUUCGUGAGGGCGGCUGGGGUCGUGAUGGAUACGCUCGGGUGGGUGGCGCAUGGACAGAAGGAGGGAGGCUGGGAUCGGAGUGCGCUGGGUUGGGACGACGCGUGGAAGAACGAAGAAUGA